GUCACAAAGCCUAGACCUCCCUUCGCAGGUGGCGUCACGGGUCCUCUGCGCCGCGCCCGAGGUCAGCAAGCAAGGACGGGCGCAUCCCAGCGUGCGGCGGGCGCCGGGCCUCGCAGCUCCGAACUGCACCUCGAGCGACAAGUUCCUUGGCUCACACCUGUCUCCGAGUCACGGUCUGCCCUGUGAGGUGCAGCAUUUGACAAGUCAUUCCCCAGCCCCCACAUGCCACGUCCCGAGCUUCGGAGUUAACAGUCCUCAAUUUUGAGACUCCCUCCCCUCUGCUUUCAUAAGUCUUUUUAUUUUUUUUUUCUAAACCCCAGUUGAGUUUGCUCUUGUAAAAUUAAAUUUGGAGUUUCGGGUGCCAUGCAGAAAGAUUAAGACUCAGCACCCGUUUGAUACAAAACAAGUUCAUGCUCGUUAGAGUGUUUGUGGGAAACGUGACUCCCAGUACACACAGGAUACUAUGGCUGAGCACGGGGCUCAUAUCACAACUGCUUCGGUGGCGGACGACCAGCCAUCCAUCUUUGAAGUGGUAGCGCAGGACAGUUUAAUGACAGCAGUGCGACCCGCUCUUCAGCAUGUGGUCAAGGUUCUUGCAGAAUCCAAUCCUGCACACUAUGGCUUCUUCUGGAGGUGGUUUGACGAAAUCUUCACCCUGCUAGACCUUCUGCUCCAGCAGCAUUACCUUUCCAGAACCAGUGCCUCAUUUUCUGAACAUUUCUAUGGCUUAAAGCGGAUUGUAGCAGGGAGCUCACAGCAGCUUCAGCGACCGGCCAGCGCUGGGCUUCCCAAGGAGCACCUUUGGAAGUCCACUGUGUUCCUAGUUCUUCUACCCUACCUGAAAGUGAAGCUGGAGAAGCUGGCUUCUAGCUUGAGAGAGGAAGACGAAUACUCUAUUCACCCCCCUUCUUCUCACUGGAAACGAUUCUACAGAGCCUUCCUGGCGGCCUACCCAUUUGUUAAUAUGGCCUGGGAAGGCUGGUUUCUUACACAGCAACUUAGAUACAUCCUAGGAAAAGCGGAGCAUCACUCGCCCCUGCUGAAACUGGCUGGAGUUCGGCUAGGUCGACUGACAGCUCAGGACAUGCAAACUAUUGCACACAGACUCUCUGAAGCCAGUGCGAUGCAGGACCCCGUCAGAAGCGUUGGUGAGAGGAUAAAGUCGGCUCUGAAGAAAGCUGUGGGAGGUGUCGCCUUGUCCCUCUCCACUGGCCUUUCCGUGGGUGUGUUCUUCCUGCAGUUCCUUGACUGGUGGUACUCUUCUGAGAACCAAGAAACCAUCAAAUCACUGACUGCUCUGCCUACCCCACCGCCACCUGUACACCUAGACUACAACCCGGAUUCACCUCUGUUACCCAAAAUGAAGACAGUGUGCCCGCUGUGUCGUAAAACCCGGGUGAAUGAUACAGUUCUUGCCACCUCUGGCUAUGUGUUCUGUUACCGCUGUGUAUUUAAUUAUGUGAGGAGUCACCAAGCCUGCCCCAUCACAGGCUAUCCCACGGAAGUCCAGCAUCUAAUUAAACUCUACUCUCCAGAGAACUGAACGAGAUUAGCAGAGUAUCUCACAGCUCAAGUUCUGGACUGUAGGCCGCAAGACUGUUUCAGUGUGAAAAACAACACUGAUACUUCCCUAAUUCAUAACUGCAGUAAUUUUCAGUAACUCUAUGGAUUCCUUUAAAAGGACAUAUCCACUUGAUCCUAACUUUUUGCUCUCUACCAAGCUGGUUAAGCAGGAGAAUCAGGAUUACAGGCGGUGGGAGGACCAAUGUGGACAAGGAUUAAAGAAGGCCUCUAAGUGUUGUGUCCUCAAGAGGAGGGUUUUCAGCUGAAUGUGGCAGUGUAGUAUCUGCACCCAGGAGGCGGAGACAGGAUUUUUGAGUUCAAGGCCACCAGAGGGAGACUGUCAAAAAAGUAAAAUGAAAGCGAGAGGUUAUGAUUAAGGACACAAGCUCACAGGCAAACCCAGGUUAGACCUUACACGACAGGCGGUCUGGUAAACAGGCCUUCUCUUUAGAAGAUAUUUCUUUACCUGUGAAGAAGUAGUGUGUAGUCUUCAUUAGACUACAUACAAUAUGAAACACAGACUUCUUUCUAGAAAUACUUAGGGACAUUUUAGAGAAACCACCCCUUCCAAAUACCUUGACUUACUAACAUCUGCUAAUUAUCAGCAUUUGAAGAUUCCUUCAUGAGCCCACACCUGUCUCUCUUGGGAAGCAGAUUAAAGAAAAAUAGGAUUUGUUUAUAGGGAGGAGUCUGGAAAUUUCCAUGUGAAUGAAAGCUAGCGAGCAAUGGUGAGAUGCAGUAAAUACUUACCGAAUGCUUACCUAGUGAAUACUCAAUGAGGAGCAAAAGCUUUCCGCUUGCUCUUAGAGGAGUUUGCUCAAUUGACAUGAAUCAUCCUGGGUAUUAUGAAAGUUUCUAUGAAACAUUUAAGUAAAUUUUAACAAUAUAUGAUUCUGGGAAAGAAUUGUUCCAUGCCGUCAUGAUUACUUCAGGGGUUUAAAAUAAAUUUUCAUACAGAU
Chionomys nivalis (European snow vole) is the source of this 2522-nucleotide messenger RNA. It is a transcript of the gene Pex12, whose product is annotated as peroxisomal biogenesis factor 12. The record is from RefSeq and is a predicted model, not a curated record. Gene Ontology annotation, molecular function: zinc ion binding; protein binding; ubiquitin-protein transferase activity. Gene Ontology annotation, cellular component: peroxisomal importomer complex; peroxisomal membrane. The transcript is spliced from 3 exons. Gene Ontology annotation, biological process: protein monoubiquitination; protein import into peroxisome matrix. NCBI's taxonomy places the organism in Eukaryota, Metazoa, Chordata, Mammalia, Rodentia, Cricetidae. The coding region runs from base 464 to 1543 and encodes 359 amino acids.